AUGGGAAAUCCAUAUCUAGUAAUCGCAGCGGUGGCUCUUUUGUUGCCGGCCUUGUGCGCAGGGCAGACAGAGGGGAAUAGUAGUACCAAGUGCCCAGAUGGUACAAUGACCGAGAAUGAGGUUGACUGUCAAAUACUUACUAUGAUCAACACGCGACGUUCGCAAUUGGCCACUGGCACGCAAUAUAACGGAUUUAAAGGCUCAGUUACCUCCGGAGUGCAACCAACAGAACUUCCGUCAGCACAAAAUAUGCGUAAAUUGACAUGGAGUUGCGAUCUUGAACAGCAAGCUAAAACGCAUGUGGACGAACUGGUGAGCGCUUGCGAAGUUGCGGAUGAUGAAAACGUGGAAGCUAAUGUUCUAAUGAAUGAUUAUGAGUACUUCGACGCCGAUUUGUCUACAAGACUCUGGCAAAAGCUGAGCGCCAUCGAUAACCAAAAUCUCACUGGUGUCGGCGAAAGCAGCGUGACUUUUGCUGGUUCAGCUGAUUUCGUAAAUGAAAUUCCACUGAAGGCAUAUGCUAUACUAAUGAAUUCUGAAGCCAAAGAAGUGGGUUGCUCCCAAGGUCAGUGCACGUCCGGUGAACAACCAAUAUAUUACAUUUAUUGUCUCACUGAUAAAGGGGAUAUGAGUCCGGGAGAUAAAAUUUAUGAUGUGGGUAAAAAUGACAAAGGUUGCAAUUGCGAAGCUCCCUUGACUUGUGACUCGUCCGGCUUGUGCAUUGAACCAGCCAACACGACACAGGCACCAACAGUGACAACUUCCGCCGCAGUUACCAGUGGGGCCGGCUCUCUAGCGCCUGAGACGACAACACUUCUAUCCUUGGCCGAGUUCCCCGGGUCAAGUUCGGCAGAGCCAAGCACUUGGUGCAGUUUUGGCGAAAUUUCCGACACAAUGAGAAUGCACAUGCAAGACACUCACAACUUCCGAAGAUCAACUCUCGCCCUAGGACAAAUCACGGAUAACACAGGAGCCACACUACCGGCAGCCACUAACAUGAAUUACCUACACUGGAACUGCACUCUGGAAGAACAAGCCCACAAUUUCCUCAGAAGCUGUCCAACGGAAGGUUACCAAAGACCGAGUGAUGAUCUACCGGCACAGAAUUUCUAUCGCCAAACAAUUACUUCGAACGAGCCAACAUGGAGAGACAUGAAUAAGAAGACGGUUACGGAAUGGUGGAAACCUGUGCGAAAGGUUGCCGGUCCAGGACAAAGUGCCAAAUUCCUUGCUCAACACAGCGGCAGCAGCAUAAGAUCUUACACCCUAAUGGGCUGGGCGGAAAGUCAUCAAAUGGGUUGCUCCAUUGCCAGGUGCGGUAGCGAUUGGGUGGAGGCGUGUCUCUAUUACCCUCCAGGAAACAAACCCGGCGCCCUGCAGUACAAACCUGGCAAGGCAUGCUCUGAAUGCAACACUCUUGGACAGGGACCAUGCCAAGCUAGUCUGGGACUGUGUGACUCAGAGAAGUGAGAACAUAUAUUGUUUAAGUUGGGAAAUAGUCGGGUAUCUGUAGUUAUUCUCGUUCUUUUCUAUGAUGAUUUUUUCCAAAAUAAAUAUUAUACGGCAUUUGUC
Molecule: messenger RNA, 1572 nt
Organism: Cylicocyclus nassatus
Lineage: Eukaryota; Metazoa; Nematoda; Chromadorea; Rhabditida; Strongylidae
Source: the annotation of a GenBank genome assembly